AUGACCGCCAGGGAUCAGCCUGCUCGGUCAAAAGACGGCUUUUUCGAUGUCGUUUCCGAUUUGGUCGUCGGUUUAAUUAAUAGUACCGGCGGUCCGAUUGUGAUCCUUUUGUUUAUUCUGGCUUUGUCGAUCAUUGUCUAUGCGGGUUGUUCUCUUUAUCGCAUGUGUCGAGAAGAGUUUCGGAAUGGUCAAGAGGGUGAGAGGAAAACGACGAAUUCCGAGAUGCGUCGUCCUCUUCCUCGUCGAGUCUACGAGAUUCAAGCUGAGGAGGGAGUUUUGGACGGGGUUUUCGUUGGCAGUGACGACUCGCUAGACUGUGCAUCAAAGUCGCCAAUUUGGAAGCCGGCUCUUCCCCUGGAAGCGAUCGAGGAAUUCGAGCGUUUCGAGCAAAACUUCGAUCCGUCAAAAGAAGCACUCAAGAAACGAUCGAUUUUUUUCUGUUUUCGUUUAAACGAGGAGGGAAUCGAUUAUGUA
Molecule: messenger RNA, 474 nt
Organism: Mesorhabditis belari
Lineage: Eukaryota; Metazoa; Nematoda; Chromadorea; Rhabditida; Rhabditidae
Source: the annotation of a GenBank genome assembly